Messenger RNA from Moneuplotes crassus, 1893 nucleotides. The record is from the annotation of a GenBank genome assembly. NCBI's taxonomy places the organism in Eukaryota, Ciliophora, Spirotrichea, Euplotida, Euplotidae.
UUAAUGGGGAGGAAUUUGAAGAUAUAUGGCAACGAGGUUCAUCUGGAGAAGGGGACUGGGAAGAAACCGAUUUAUCGCAACAAGAUCGAGAAAAGUCCUUCUAUAUACAAAAAGAAAGCACAUAACUUGCACUUUUAAAAGGAAAGAGUUGUCAAACCUCAUGAAUUGAAGUGAUGAUAGUGCAUUCAGCAUUAAGAGAACGCUAAAAGAGCAGCUUAAAUUUGAUUGUGCGGCUGCUGCCUAUUCUACACCUCAGAACGAUCAUGACUACUAUACAUCAUUUAAUAAGUAUAAGAUCAAUAACGAGACUUCACCUAGAAGGCUCAGGAAGGUCACAAUGCACAGUGACAUUCCAAUAUCAGAUACCAAGAAGAGGUCGAUGAGUAUUGAUGAGCAGUUCCAAAAGCACAAUCAAAGCAGUAACCCUAAUUUGCUUGGAACUAAUGACAGGACCACUGGGAGUGAGAUAUCCAGACCUCAGAUGAUCUCCAAAAGCUCUAAGAAGAGGCUCACUUCUAAAAAGGAGAUACGUAAAAUUUUCCGAAAAUUGAGGAAAAUCAAAUUAAAUCCAGAAAGCCUCUAUUUCUCAAACUGUAAAUAAACUGACUGAUGAGUUUAUCAAGGAAGGGAAGCUCAAGAGUGAACAAGAGACCACUGCCUUUAAGAAUGCCAUCAAGAAUUGUAAAAAUCUGAAAAGCUAUCAGAAGAUGCCAUCUAUUCUGAGGGAUAUUAAGAAAGGAAAGUCUAACUUCGAAGAUAGUCUUACUAUCCUUCAGAACUUGAGGGAUAAAGUAGCCAAAGAUAUAUAAUAAUCGAAGAAGAAGAGCAAGAGAACGACCCGAUGCAAGAACUAAUCGACGCUGCCAAGCUCACUAAGAAAACUCACCACAAAUUUUACUCUCCGUUCGGUAAGAAGAUGAUGCAUGGUUCUUGAAGUCAAGAAAUUGAGAAGCAUAUUAAUGAUAAAGAAGCCUAUAUGGCUCCUUUGGAGACGAGGAUUAAGAUAAUGGCAAGUUUGUUGACCAAUACGCCUAAUGAGAGGAAGGUUAAGGGAGGGUUGGAGAAAUUUGGAGAUGAAAAGGAGAUGAGUAAGCUGAGUGGGAAUAUGCUGUCAGAAGCAAUUUUUGAAGAGAAUUCUUCAAAAGGAAGCUCAAAAGGGGAUUUGUCUAAAAUGCUGAAUCGUCCGAAGAGAACAGCAAGCAAAUCGGUGAUGAAGCCUACUUACUCUUCUCUCAAUAAGGAGUUUAAAUAACUCCAGAAUCGAGAGUAAUUUACUUUACCUUAAGAGGAAAUUAAGAUCUAUGAAAAUUCAGGAAAAAGAUAAAGUAAGCAGUGAUUCAUCAGAGUACGGUAAAGACCUCAAGAAGGCCAAUAAUAAGAGGCUUUUGCAUGACAUGAAAGUUAUUAAGAAGAUAUUUGAGAAGAAAUCAGAAAACAGUUUGCCAAGCCUGACAAAGAGCAGGAGCGGAUCUCUCUUGAAGAGAAUUAUCUUUAGCUGUCAUUCUUAUGAAAAUCUUUCACCAAGAGAUCAGAUUAAAAUAGAUGAGGAUAGCUGAAUAGAAGAUAUUAAGCACAGACAUUACUAUAACACUAUUGACAAAAUUGAUCCAGCCCUGCAUUAUAGGGAGAUGAAGAAGAACUUUGACUACCAGAUGUUCGCCUACAAGCAGCAAAUUAUCCAUCAAGAUGAGAUCUCUCAGGAAUAUCGAAGUGGAAUUAUGGACCCCUGAAGAACUGUAGCUAUGUUCGAACGGACUAGGUCAUUGUAUAAAAUGCUAAUGAACUCUCAGAUGAAGAACAAGUUGAGAUUUAAUAUGAAGAAAAAGAUUGGCAAGUACACUUUUUCUUCAGAAGUUGAAUAAUUUUUAACCUUCUCAAUAUUCAAGAUAAAAA